AUGGACACAGUGCCACCAUCCUAUCAGUCUGCUACAGCCCGCGAUGCAUGGUCCAUUAUAUCGCAGUACAUCCCAUCAAGCGACCUUUGCGCUGCUGCUUUGGUUUGUCGGCGAUGGCAUGGGCUGUUCAUGCCGUUUCUAUGGGGUGACCCUGCUUCACACUUUGGGACUGAAAAUGAUGCCGUCUACGUCGCUUUGACAAGGUUCAGGCGGACACUCAAGUAUGCCCGUCUCGAGGUGCGGAUGCUCACUCAUACGCUGCAUCUACCCCCGGCCUUGUCAGAAAUCUAUGGUGGUCCACGUCCAGAGUGGCUGAGGGAGAUUCUAGACUCUCUGCCAAACCUCCAGUCUCUCAUAGUAUCCAAGUUGCCUUUUUUCGAUCAUAAUGCCAUGAUGGCUCUGAAGGGCGCUAGUAGGGGUGUUGAAGAUGAAGCAACAACUUCCCGCACGUACAACAUUCGCUUACUACUGGCGGACAGUGAAUACAACACAACCUCACAGGGCAUUGCAGAGACGCUGAUGUACUUCCCUGAAUUGACCUACCUCGAUUUAUCCUAUACUACCCCUGCUAGAGAUCACUUGGUUCUGUCGGCUUUAUCACAACUAGAAUGCCUUCAAGUACUCAAGCUACGAGGCAUCGGGCUGAAAGAUAACGAUGCGGAGUUUCUUGCUAACGCCAUUGGCUAUCGUGUUCGGUUUCUUGACUUGCGCAACAAUCUUCUUACUGAUAUGGCUGUGAGGUCUCUGCUGCAAGCCUGCUUUCGACCCACAAGCAAUGUCACCGCAGAACUUAGCCCGAGAAGGUCUGGAGCAUGGGGCAGUCCGAUUGGCGGAUCUCAGUCAAUACCCCUCUCGUCGAUGCAAAGGUUUCUAAGUAGCCCUAUGCUGGAUGAGAAAUAUAUGGCAGCAUUGACCCAGCCACUAACAGGAAGUUCCUGGGUUGAAGACUUAUCAGAAGUUGGUAUAACCCAUCUUUAUAUCUCGGACAACCUCAUUUCAGUAGAAGGAGCAGCAAGCCUCCUCGCUUCGUCUUGUCUGCACGCUCUUGACGUCGGGACGGUCAAUACUGCUGAAUCCAUCAAUAGACGACAGCGUUCGCUAGCUUCUGCAAAUGAGGACCGUCAGGAUCUUCCAGGGGCUGAGAAACUAGUCCCUAUCUUGGGCUCUGCUGCUAAGAAAAACCUUACAUAUCUUAGAGCCCACCAUGCGCUCUGCUCCGCUGAAGUACCCGCAAAGGAUGCCACAUCACCCGACGCACUUUUGCCCGAACUCCCGGCAGGAAGUAAUCACGGUGAACCGCGUAUACCAGAGCUAGAGUCCACCAACGAGAUUCAUGAGCUACCAACGGAUUCCACGCCCAUUUAUGAGCUCGACGGCACUCCAUUACCUCGGCCAUCAAACCCGCCGUCACGCAUUGCUGACUGCAACACCAGUCCUACUUUGUAUGAAGACGAGCCAUUAUCUCAAUGGCGACGUGGUUCAGUCUUUGCACCUGAAGCAGUUGACGUUCCAGAUGUCAAUAGAGAGGGCGUGAGACAUUCUGGCUUCACCACUCCAUCGCCCCGACUGCCUCACGAAUUGUCGACCUCCAGUAUCUCCAGCAUCCUGGAUAGUAGUAUCGACACAUUAGGCAGCCAAACACUGUGUUCCUCUCCAGUGGCGAUAGAUGAUCCCCGCGCUCAGAAAGUCCAGGAACUGCUUUCUAGGCGUCCUAAGGGCCUUCCUCGCCGGAAUAGCAGAGGAAGUCACUAUUAUCCACAUCUGCAUCCUUCCCACAUGUCUCAUCUAGAACAGCUUGUAUUGACUGACGUUCCAUCUCAUGUACCCGCAAAGUCGCCGAUUCUUGCGUCAUUGAUCCGUUUUAUAACAGCCUGCUCGAACGAAUCAUUACUAGCUACGCUUCAGGCAGGAUCAGAUUACUCGCUUCCACCAGGUCAAGCUCGACUGCAAGCCGAACAAGAGAGUGCUCGAUCCUUAUUUGCCUUGCGCCGGAUUGUACUUGAAAUUACGCCAACAUCCCCAGCUCAGGGUCGCGCUAGGUUGACUCGAUGGAGACCUACCAGCUACCAGGCUGGUACCUUGAAAUCAAGUACUGGAGACCAGGACUCCGAAAACCUUUGGUCAGCAGCCGUUGAUGACUUCAGCUUCUUCGGCGAGGAAGAGUGUGGAGUUCCAGAUGGCUAUUCAGGAAAAUACUUUCCCAUGGCCGUUUUGAAUGAAAAGGUCUCGUUGAUACCAGAAGAUGAAGACCCCAGGCUCUCUGGACACCUGGAAUCAAACGCCACUUCAUCUCCAAAAUCAAUCAGUUCAGGUCAGCAAUUCACACCGCAAGCUAGAUCGAGGACUAUUUCGGUAGGCUCCGCAUUUACCGCAAGAGAUGGUCACCCGGAAGGUCCGUCGACUACUACAGCGGGCAUGAGAAGCUCUGCCAUCGCAGAAUCUCAAGUUGAAGUCCCGAUAGUAGAUCUUGUCGCCGAGCUGGCUGCCUUCCGACGCGCUAAAAAGAUAGAGUAUGAAGAAGGGGUAAGGCGCGAUCGAAAGCGACGGGAUACAGUGGGGACCAUAGGCUCCUCUCAUCUCUCUCCUUCCACUACAAUCUCCUCUUUUCAAACUCCUCCUUCCCCGAGCUUCUCUUCGUUAGCAGGGGCAUCAUCCUCUAUGCAAUCCAUGCAACAGUUUGUGGAAGGCCACUGGAAAGGAGAAGUGAAGAUAAUACGAAAUCCGACCCCCAAGGGACGCAGCGGCAUUGUUGAUAUGUAUGGGAACUAUUUCGAGAAGGGUUAUUUGUACCCUUGAGUCCGGGUAGACUGCUUAUAUUGAGAGAACAUGGCAAGUCUAGCAUAUUCUGAUCAACACAUGCAAUACAGGGCCAAAGGCAGUAGCUAAAGCAUUUACCCGAAUGGAAACAUUCAAUAUCGAUGUCUUCCAAAGAGGAAGAGAUGCGACUGCGUGGCUCCUUUGUCUGCGGGUCAAUAUCUGAUGUAUCUACAAUAUAUCCUGAGAGUCCCUUAAAACUUUUGAUGAUCC
Aspergillus aculeatinus CBS 121060 is the source of this 3027-nucleotide messenger RNA. Its product is annotated as F-box protein. Gene Ontology annotation, molecular function: protein binding. Bases 1 to 2796 code for a protein of 931 amino acids. The record is from RefSeq and is a predicted model, not a curated record. Lineage: Eukaryota; Fungi; Ascomycota; Eurotiomycetes; Eurotiales; Aspergillaceae. The transcript has 2 exons.